Messenger RNA from Lolium rigidum, 375 nucleotides. RefSeq lists its product as uncharacterized. The coding region runs from base 1 to 375 and encodes 124 amino acids. The record is from RefSeq and is a predicted model, not a curated record. The transcript has a single exon. NCBI's taxonomy places the organism in Eukaryota, Viridiplantae, Streptophyta, Magnoliopsida, Poales, Poaceae.
AUGGCAGAGCUGCAGAGAUCUUCCCAAACAUUUCGGAGGUCUGGUUCAUCUGGUCUAAUCUGGGAGGAGAAGUUCAUGGCUGAAGACCAGAGCCAGAAGGAUCAAGGGGCAACUGGGGAGGCAGAUGUCAGCAGCUUAGAACCCAAGGAGCUAAGGCACUCCCGUAGCGUUGGGUCUACGGGAGCUGUCCAGCAUAGGGGCCGUGACAGGUCGGAGCGUGGCGGCAUGCCAUCCAGCGUCAACAACCAGGCCUUCCGUACUCGGCAUGUUCCACCCGCUCUUGAUCCACCUUCACCCAAGUUUCCUAGCUGCAUGUUUUGUGGAAUUUUUAGGAAGGAAGAACCCUCACAGCCAUCCAAGCCCAGAAGGUACUAA